CUCGAGCGUUUCUGCACCUAGGGAGUCCCGAAUUUAGUAUAAGGCACACUGCCGAAUUAACUAUCGUGUGUUUCAUCCUAUCCAAAACCCUCAAUUGUUCGUUCGGCAUCCCAUGGAUCGCGAUGAAAGGCAGAUACCGCAAUCUCUACCUGCCAUAUACAGAUUACCGCUUUGACCAGCGGUAGUAGAACAGCGAAAUAUAAUAUUAUCCUCAACGAAGUAGCCCGACCAUUGCACAGCCUACAUACUCAGACACGGAAUAAAUCUGGUUGGGACACCACAAGUAAUAGUACUGCAGAUUGAAGCUCUUCGAAGUAUCAAAUCCAACUAUCUCAAAUUUCUUACCAAUGCGCAAAACGUUCUUUUCACUAGCUUUGUCACUUUGCGAUCUAAUACAAUAAUUAUCGAGAUAGACACCCAAGUCGACAUUAUUAAUAAAAAGAUCAACAGUCUGACACGAAACUCGAUUUACCCUUGUUUGACGCAUCCUUCAGCCACAGGGCAGCUUUUAGCGAUGAAAUACAGCCACACGACGGAAGCACGCGGGUCUACGAGGACAGGCGUCAAUUGAUUGGAGAUAUUGGUUUGCACCUUGGCCCGAACUGAUGUUACACUAAUAUGCUUGUUCGACUUCAUCAUCAGUCUGCAAUGAUAAGGUCGAAAAGUAUUUCAGUGCAACAUCAGACCGUCUAUUCAACGCCAACCUUCGAAGCUACAUGUUCUUGAUAAGGGAAACACCUUAUUAGGAAGCCGGAUUACCCUAUAUCUGGUAUUGCUUGAGUUGUCGCUACACGUCAGCUUGAUCCAUCGGUGAGCUAUCAAUCUAAAGAGACUAACUAAUAUAUGCGAAAUACACUUUCAAAAUUAGAUUCGAGUGUCACACUCUGCAUUGCAGUCAGUUGACCGUUCGAUAUCGACUUCUAUCUACCACACCAUUCCGAGCUAGCAAAAUCAGCAGUGAUGAUCUUGAUAUAGAAAAGGGCGUUGCUGGCGUAAGUCCAAGAAACACUGCUAGCAUGAUUAUAGAUCAUACGCAGAGCUAAUCGUUACUUGGUAUCACUAUAGACAGAUUGUUAACCUCUUACGGAUUCGCAAGCUGCACAUCAUCUGAUCAGACGACAGUAAAGGGAGAAUGAAUACAUCCCAGCAGCGUCCAAAAAACAAUGGCAAGCAAACUUAUAUUUUGCUACAUUGUAGUUAGACAGCAUCUAUCUAGUUGUCAUUUCCCACGCCCUCAAUCUUGUGACUGAGAAAGUAUCGAUCACCCGAUAGCAUACACAAGAGCUGCUGUGGACAUGCAUUCGCCAUCUCUCCCGCCUUCGUAGAAGUGUUCACACAUUUUGGCUUUCUCUCAACACUUUUGAAAUUUUUCUCCAGCCAGUCAAGAGACCCGUGUAUCGUUUUUCGUUCCUCGUACAACACCUCCCCACACCGUUUAUGCACUUUCAGCUGAGAGCUCAGAAUAUUUUUGGUAUAGCUAAUGGAAAGGCUACAAGCGUACGCGUCAGCACUAGUGACGCUUAUGGUUGCUUAGAUAUGUAAUAGGCAAAAUGGCAGUAGGAACGGCGACACAGUAAGCAUCUCGUGCGACCAUUCGAAAGGUAGUGCUUGGCGGAUCCAAAUUGAGUUAAAAAAGCACGAGAAGCACCAGUCCAACAAUCCACGAACUAUUUAUUUCAGUUCAAUUCUUUUCGAGUGGGAAUACGGGUCUCAGCUUUUUUGAGAUGGAUUUCGUAUCCUCCAACCUCACAUCGGCCUUUGUGCUAGGCACACUACUCCACCUCAACGUCUUCAAGAACAUCGAGCUCGAGUCCUACAUACCGAAAUUCUUCUUUGCAGGAAUCAUAUCCGUCACUGGAUUGGUAUACUUUUACGUCGCUCAGACUGGUCUCACCGUCCUUGCUUCAGCCACCAGAGUCGCAAGCGAGACAUCAUGUCUCAUCUUCGGCAUCUUCACCAGCAUGACUAUCUAUCGUCUCUUCUUCCAUCGGAUCCGCAGAUUUCCAGGUCCGUUGGCGGCGCGCGUUACCCGCUUCUACUCAUUGUAUCUCGCUUCAAAAAAUGUGCAGUAUCAUGUUGAGCUAGAGAAAUUGCAUAAGCAGUAUGGCGACUUCGUACGCACGGGACCCAGAGAGAUUAUGAUUCUUCGCAAAUCAGCGGUCUCAAUUAUUCUCGGCGUGCAGCCUGCGCUACUGAAGACUACGUGGUAUAGUAGUAUAUCUCAUAAGGCCGACCAAGUGCAGUUGUUUGCUUCGAGGGAUCCGUUGGAUCAUAAGCGGAGGAGGAAAGCGUGGGAUCAGGCUUUCAGUGUGAAAGCACUGUCAACAUACCAACCGCGCAUCAAAUCGAAAGUCGACCUCCUGAUGGACAACUUACUCCAGACUGCCGGAACACCCAGAGACGUCACAUCCUGGAUGAUGAUGCUUGCGUUCGACGUGAUGGGUGAAAUCGGCUUCGGGAAUGAUUUUGGCGGACUCGCUACAGGAAAAGAACACGAAGCCGCCCAAGCGAUCCACAAGCACAUGUCGAUAAUAGGCACCGUAGGUACCGUGCCCUGGCUGCUAUACUUGCUCCAAUUUAUCCCCGGUGCGGGGUCGGGUUGGGCCCCGUUCAUUAAUUGGUGCGGUAAUAUGAUCAGUCAGAAGAAGGCGGCGUGGGAUCCAGAGAAGUAUCCGCAGGAUAUUUCCAGCUGGCUGGUUAAGGCCGUUAUGGAGAAAGAUAUCAGUGCGUCGCCGACGGAGGAGUCUUUGCGGGAUGACGGAAGGCUCAUUAUUGUUGCUGGAAGCGACACCAGUGCCUCCGCAAACGCAUGCACGCUCUUCUAUCUCGCAAAAAACCCGCACACCCUACAGAAACUCCAAAGCCAGCUCGACGCCGCGAUGCCAGAGGGCCUGAGCUCCUGGUCUUACGAUAAAGCUCUAACAGUCAGCUAUCUCGACGACAUCAUCAAAGAGUCGCUGCGACUCAAGCCCCCAGUAAUCACUGGCGGAUACCGCCUUACGCCACCGGAGGGCUUACAGGUUGAUGAGGCCUGGAUUCCCGGCGGCGUAAAUGUGUUUGUACCCUAUCAGAUCUUGCACACGGAUGUGCGGUAUUUCGCUGCGCCGCACGAUUUUGUGCCGGAGAGGUGGAGUGAGCGGAAGAAGGAGAUGGGUACGGAUGAGAGCCUUGCAAUUCCUUUCUCGGCUGGAAUUUACAAAUGUCCGGGGGAUAGAGUAGCGAUGAUGAGUAUGCGCACCACAAUCUCGUGUAUUGCGCAGACUUUUGAUAUCAGCUUUGCAUCUGGCGAGACAGGGGACGCGUUCGAUACGGAUCGGAAAGAUGCUUUCACGACUGUCUUGAAACCGCUGAACUUGGUGUUUACGAAGAGGGAAAAAUGGGCAAACUUGUAAUCCUGUUCUAGCUAUCAACAUGAAGUCAAGAGCGAGACGAUGCGAAAGCACCGAGAUCAUGUUCCUCAACUAUCAGCAAUUACGCGGAUCAGCUGACAAAUGUGAAAUAACGAUCAUAAAAGUUGUCGAGUAAGUUGCCUAUCGCGAGUUUUAAAUUGUCACUCCGACGCUCCUAGAUCUCUUCAACUGUAAAGCCUGGUGGUCUUACAUAAUGCCUUUCCCGGACAUUGUUGUUGAGCGGGUACAUUUCUUGUGACAUCGUUCUUUAUAUGGAAAAUACUAAAGUUGUUCUUUGGAAUUAUUAAUCCAAAAUCGUUCUCCUGAUCCUUCUCCUCAUAUAAGGUCCAAUUCUUCAUCGCGUACUGUUCCGCGUGAUCUUCUGGGACAUCUCUUACAAUUUUAUGCUACCAACUCUUGAGGACGAUAUGGGUACCCCAUGAUCGCAUUCAAGGACAAUGCUGAAGUCUGUGACCGUAGUCCGCGAGAAUGUGUUUCGUAGCCACGAUAGAUAAUA
Periconia digitata is the source of this 3906-nucleotide messenger RNA. The record is from the annotation of a GenBank genome assembly. Lineage: Eukaryota; Fungi; Ascomycota; Dothideomycetes; Pleosporales; Periconiaceae.